Molecule: messenger RNA, 1267 nt
Organism: Phalaenopsis equestris
Lineage: Eukaryota; Viridiplantae; Streptophyta; Magnoliopsida; Asparagales; Orchidaceae
Product: glucan endo-1,3-beta-glucosidase 13-like
Exons: 4
Coding region: 84-908 (274 amino acids)
Source: RefSeq, a predicted model, not a curated record
AUACUUGCUUCUUCAUAGAAGCAGCAGUGGCAGUGACCUUCAAGCGGCAGGAAGAAAGGAACAAGAGAGAAAUAUCUUGAAUAAUGGACCUCAGACACGUCCAAUGCCUCAUUUUCAUAAUGAAUUUGUUCCUUUCAUCAGGAAACUUGGCUAAAGAACCAGGAGAUUCAAGCCACUACAUAUCUGCUUCUGCAACUGCACUAACAGCCAUACAUGAAGAGGUACUGAACUCCACACUACAGGAAAGAAUGCUUCUGCCCAGACCCGAGCUGAAGCUCCUUACUUCCAUGACUCAACACGACAUUUUAACCCCAAUUCCAACAGUUCCAGCCACCAACCCAUCAAACCCAGCUACAAGUACAACGCCCACAUAUAAUCCAAUACCUACAGUAUCAAAUCCUACAACUCCAAUGACAACUCCAUCAACAAUGAAUCCAAUAAACCCUUACAGAACUCCUAGCAUGGGGAUACCUUCAUCAUCAACAGGACAGAGCUGGUGCAUUGCAGGCCAGUCAGCUUCACAAACUUCGCUGCAGGUUGCCCUGGAUUACGCUUGUGGCUAUGGUGGUGCAGAUUGUUCACAAAUUCAGCCUGGUGGGAGCUGCUUCAACCCAGAUACAGUUCGAAAUCAUGCAUCUUAUGCCUUCAACAACUACUAUCUAAAGAAUCCAAUACCUAGUAGCUGUGAUUUUGGAGGAACUGCAGUUAUCACGAAUAUUGAUCCAAGUACUUCAACAUGUCAGUAUCCCUCAACAAGUACAAGUUAUUCUGUUCUCAACACAACAAACCCAUCAGGAUCAACAGUCUUUGGAUCAGCUCCUCCAGAUUCCUCAGGCAGAGAUCCCAUGUCAAGAACUCUACCACUAUGCCUCACUUUUUUGAGCGUACUAAUGUCAAAGAGUUUAUGAGGCACAUGAACUUGUUAAGACUUUUUUAAUGAUUACGGAUCACUAGUCCAACAGCUGAUAUGAUGGAAGAAACUUAAGAGAUGGCCAGAGAAAAUGGGAGUAAUGACACAUUAUAAACUCUAACAUGCAAUGGCAUAUCAUAUCAGAUGUUCGACGCAUAGUCCUCACCAAGACAGGUCAUACAAUCAGAUAGAAAGAUCCUAGUAGUAGGUGACAUAAAUCAUUUACUUCUCAUUGUAAAGUUUCUAAGGGGAAUAAAGCAUUAUUUUUCUUCCCUUUUUGGCUACUAAUUCUCUUAUUUUGUGUAAAGCAAUUACAGUAAGAAUCUUCUUAUUCCAGGAUUGCAAAUUUGAAGAGAA